UUACGGAGCGCUGACUGCUUGGAUUAAUCAUGAGCAAAAAGCUGCUUUUUGCCUGUUGCUGGGUUGUAACCUGACCCCAUACUGAUUUCAUGAGAAAGCUAUACAUAGCUGGGUUCAGUACGGUAAAAGGGAUGUUUAACCUUUUCAGUCAGACGGUAAUUAAAUGCUGUGUCCUUGUAGCUCUGUUCACUGUCAUUAUUAGUUUCUUGGUGAAACAGAGACAACACAGACCAACCGACCAGAAUCCACAUCCUAUUGAGCAAGCGUAUUACAAGAUUAUCUCUCCAUCGACGUAUAGUUAUGUCCUGAACCAGCCAGGAAAGUGCAAAGGGAAAAGACCCUUCCUAGUGCUGAUGGUCCCAGUGGCCCCGGGCGACCGUUCCUCCAGGGAUGCCGUCAGGUCGACUUGGGGUCAGGAGAACCUGAUUCCAGAAGUCGUCAUCACCAGGAUCUUCUUCACGGGCCUGGCCACUGGCGAGCAGGGUCCGCGUAUCCAAGCCGACCUGGAGAGGGAAAGCCAGGAGCACGAGGACAUUGUCCAGAUGGAUUUCCAGGACAGUUACCGCAACCUGACCAUCAAGACCAUGAUGAUGAUGAACUGGUUGGCCUCCAGCUGCCAGGGCGCCAUGUACGCAAUGAAGAUCGACGCUGACAUUUUCCUCAAUGUGCACUACCUGGUCAACCAUUUCCUGGGCUCUCCCAGCAGUGUCCCUGCCCGGCAUGGCUACAUCACCGGGUCGGUCAUCAGCGAUGGCCACCCACGGAGGGACAAGAAGAGCAAGUGGUAUGUCUCGGAGGAGGUUUACCCCGAGACGUCCUAUCCUCCUUAUGUCUCUGGGGCGGGGUAUGUAUUCUCUAUUGAUCUUGCAGGGAGGAUUUCAUGGGCAUCCAGAUUUGUAAGACCCUUUCCCAUGGAGGAUGUCUACAUUGGUCUUUGCCUGCGGGUGUUGGGCGUGCGGCCGACCUACUCCUACAGCCUGACGUCCAUGCGAAACAUGUUUGAGAUCCGUCGUCUGGAAUAUGAUAAGUGCGUGUUUUCCCGCGUCAUCAUUGUGAAUGGAUUUAAACCACACGAAUUGCGGCGCAUUUGGCAUGACUUUCAGAAAUCCUCCUUCACCUGCUGAUCCGUGUCCUGAAUGCUGCCAUUAUGGGGAUUUUCGGAUUCAAUGAGCUCAAGACCAAAUGAUAGUCUACUGCUACCUCAUAGUCCUUUCAUUUAUAUGAAAAGGUUAAGAACUGGACAUAAGACUUCUUAGUAGCAAAAAUAACUUAAUCGUUUUAAGUUUUCAUCAGGGCAGUGAUUUUGUCUAUACUCACAAAUCUUUCUCACCUGAUGUGUAAUACCAAUCAUUCAAACAAUAAUAAUUACACAUUUAUAAUAAUGUUCUGAGCGUUCAUUGAAUGUAUUUGUCAUUUAUCCUACGAUUUGUGAAUAUAUUUUCUCAUACAAAUGCCAUAUGUAUAUAUACAAUGGGCUCCACAACU
This is a messenger RNA of Conger conger (European conger), 1485 nucleotides long. It is a transcript of the gene b3galt8, whose product is annotated as beta-1,3-galactosyltransferase 8. Gene Ontology annotation, molecular function: N-acetyl-beta-D-glucosaminide beta-(1,3)-galactosyltransferase activity. Gene Ontology annotation, cellular component: membrane. The record is from RefSeq and is a predicted model, not a curated record. NCBI's taxonomy places the organism in Eukaryota, Metazoa, Chordata, Actinopteri, Anguilliformes, Congridae. Bases 90 to 1124 code for a protein of 344 amino acids. The transcript has a single exon.